GUAUUUCCAGAGAUUUCAUCAUCCUCUCGGUGGUCCAUGCUUCUUCUUCUCCGUAGCGCAGCAUCAGCACUGCUGAGGACCAGCCCGGAGAUCCGCUCCCUCUGUUCCCUGCUCACGGUCCACUGUGGUCGCUACCAGCCCCGAAACAGGCCGCUUUCCACGUCGGUCCGCCUGUGUAGGAAGAAGAAGAAGACGAGCCUGUGGCUGCAACUGGCGGAAGGACAAACCAUGGACGGAAACAUCGAGGAGAUUCUCGCCCCUCUGAGGCUCGCAGUCAAAGAACAGGGAGACCUGGUGCGCCAAAUGAAACAGGACGGCGCUCCAGAUGUGGAUGUUACUAAAGCUGUGGCCGAGCUGAAAGCCAGGAAGAGGACUCUGGAGGCUAAGGAACUGGCAUUGCAACCCAAAGAUGACAUCGUUGACAGAACCAAGAUGGAGGAUACCCUCAAGCGGCGCUUCUUCUAUGACCAGGCCUUCGCCAUUUAUGGCGGUGUGAGCGGCCUGUAUGACUUCGGCCCUGUGGGCUGCGCCCUGAAGAACAACAUCCUGCAGGCCUGGAGACAACACUUCAUCCAGGAGGAGCAGAUCCUGGAGAUCGACUGCACCAUGCUGACCCCGGAGCCCGUCCUCAAGACUUCAGGACAUGUGGACAAAUUUGCUGACUACAUGGUUAAAGAUGUCAAAAAUGGUGAAUGCUUCAGGGCCGACCACCUCCUCAAAGCGCAUCUCCAGAAGCUGAUGUCUGAUAAGAAGUGUUCUGCAGAGAAGAAGGCUGAGAUGGAGGAGGUCAUCACUCAGAUGGACAACUUCACCCAACAAGAGCUGACCGACCUCUUCGUGAAGUACAGCGUGAAGUCUCCGACCACAGGAAACGAGCUCACAGCCCCCAUCUCCUUCAAUCUGAUGUUCCAGACGUCCAUCGGGCCGGGCGGGAACAUGCCAGGCUACCUGCGGCCUGAAACAGCUCAGGGAAUCUUUCUUAACUUCAAGCGUCUUCUAGAGUUUAACCAGGGGAAACUGCCCUUUGCUGCUGCUCAAAUAGGAAACUCCUUCAGGAACGAAAUCUCUCCUCGCUCUGGACUCAUCCGCGUUAGAGAGUUCACCAUGGCUGAGAUCGAGCACUUUGUGGACCCUGCGGAGAAGUCCCACCCCAAAUUCUCCAGUGUAGCCGACCUGGACAUCAUCCUGUACUCCUCCAAGGCUCAGACCAGCGGCCAGUCGGCACAGGUCAUGAGGCUGGGCGACGCCGUGGAGCAGGGAGUGAUCAAUAACUCCGUCCUGGGCUAUUUCAUCGGGAGGAUCUACCUCUACCUUACUAAAGUUGGUAUCGCCAAAGACAAGCUGCGUUUCCGACAGCACAUGGACAACGAGAUGGCUCAUUACGCCUGUGACUGCUGGGACGCCGAAACCAAAACCUCUUACGGCUGGAUCGAGAUUGUGGGCUGCGCUGACCGGUCUUGUUUUGAUCUGAAAUGCCACUCAAGAGCCACCAAGGUCCCGCUGGUUGCCGAGAAGCCUUUAAAAGAACCGAAAACUGUAAAUGUCGUCCAGUUUGAGCCCAACAAAGGUGCCAUUGGCAAGGCCUACAAGAAGGACGCCAAGAUCGCCAUGGAGUAUCUGUCCGUGUGCGACGAGUGCUUCAUCACAGAGCAGGAGCAGCUGCUCAACGAGACGGGAGAGUUCACCAUCGAGACAGAGGGCAAGACGUUCAAACUCACAAAGGACAUGGUCAGCGUGAAGCGGUUCCAGAAGACUCUGCACGUGGAGGAGGUCGUUCCCAAUGUAAUCGAGCCGUCGUUCGGCAUCGGUAGAAUCAUGUACACCAUCUUCGAGCACACAUUCCACGUUAGGGAAGGCGAUGAACAGAGAACGUUCUUCAGCUUCCCUGCGACGGUAGCUCCAUACAAAUGUUCCGUCCUGCCUCUGAGUCAAAACCAAGAAUUCAUGCCGUUCGUAAAGGAAUUAUCUGAGGCAAUGACCAAAAACGGCGUGUCUCACAAAGUGGACGACUCGUCAGGAUCCAUCGGGAGACGCUACGCCCGGACAGAUGAGAUCGGCGUGGCGUUCGGCAUCACCAUCGACUUCGACACAGUGAACAAGACUCCGCACACGGCCACCCUGAGAGACCGCGACUCAAUGAGGCAAAUCCGGGCCGAGGUCGGCGAGCUGCCUGUGAUCGUUCGAGACUUGGCAAACGGCACGCUGACCUGGGCGGAGGUGGAGAGCAAGUACCCCAUCUUCGAGGGACAGGAGACCAGCAAGAAGGACACAGUCGAAGAGUAAAAGUUCACCCGCCUGCCAGCCACUCAAUGGAAAUCCACAGACUCGUUCACGUCUGCACCACCAGGGAGAAACCUGCGACUGUAAUUGUGAUUAGGAUCAGUGGUGCGCCGAGACACUAAUUUGUGUUCCGCACCACUACAAUCACUUAAAUGUCAUGUAUUUAUCAUAUCUAACAGUUGUGGAAAAGCUUGCACAGGACUGUUCCUUCACCGAUGGGCGUCAUUUCAUCAACCUAUCUCUAUGUAAUUUUGUUUUAAAAGGGAGAGCGUGUAAUCAGGAUGUUGUAAGUGGAAGUGAAUGUCCACCAUUCCAGUUUUCAGGCAGAUUGGAUUCAGAUAUUUAACACUUUCAAUAAAAACAGCCACUUACUGGACAUGGGCAAA
Molecule: messenger RNA, 2666 nt
Organism: Salarias fasciatus (jewelled blenny)
Lineage: Eukaryota; Metazoa; Chordata; Actinopteri; Blenniiformes; Blenniidae
Product: glycine--tRNA ligase
Exons: 17
Coding region: 37-2283 (748 amino acids)
Biological process (GO): mitochondrial glycyl-tRNA aminoacylation
Cellular component (GO): cytoplasm; mitochondrion
Molecular function (GO): glycine-tRNA ligase activity; ATP binding
Source: RefSeq, a predicted model, not a curated record